This is a messenger RNA of Penicillium diatomitis, 543 nucleotides long. RefSeq lists its product as uncharacterized. The coding region runs from base 1 to 543 and encodes 180 amino acids. The record is from RefSeq and is a predicted model, not a curated record. The transcript is spliced from 3 exons. NCBI's taxonomy places the organism in Eukaryota, Fungi, Ascomycota, Eurotiomycetes, Eurotiales, Aspergillaceae.
AUGCAUUUUCUUACAUUUGCGACUACGAUAUUCUUCGCCGGUGCAAUCCCGCUGGCAUUUGCGCAGGAUCUCGCGUCGGUCGAUUUGAGCAGUGAUAAUGUGCAGUGCGAGUCACAAGAAAUCGUCGAUACCUGCGUCUCAAUGAUGCAACGGUAUCUCCAAAAGUGUUCCUCCGAUAACUGGGACUGUAAAUGUUCAGGAUACGCCAACAUGGCCAACUGCUACGUCAACUGUCCGGAUAGUGCGGCGUACAUCGCCGCUCAGUCGUCCAGCGCCUCGAGUUGCGCCACGGCGAAUGCAUACGAUGUUGGAAACACCGUGGUUCCCGAUACAUGGAAGACGAUGAACUUUUACAAUAACCAUGUGCAUGCGGCUGCGACCAAGACCGCUGAGAAGUUGGUUACGACGCCGACAAGCUCAUUUGGGUUGAAUGGGCAGAAGGGCUCGACGCAGCCGUCGAACGGUGCUGCGAGAAUGACUAGUGUGAGUGGGCGAGGGAGUUGGCUUGCUCUUGUAGGGUUAGGGGUUGGGGCUUUGUUUUAG